This is a messenger RNA of Anguilla anguilla (European eel), 6941 nucleotides long. RefSeq names its product sterile alpha motif domain-containing protein 9-like. The transcript has 4 exons. Gene Ontology annotation, molecular function: protein binding. The record is from RefSeq and is a predicted model, not a curated record. NCBI's taxonomy places the organism in Eukaryota, Metazoa, Chordata, Actinopteri, Anguilliformes, Anguillidae. Gene Ontology annotation, cellular component: cytoplasm. Bases 514 to 5088 code for a protein of 1524 amino acids.
UCCGAUCUAAUCUGUGAGGGUGGAGCGGAGGACCAACUUCAACAUAUAAAAUUUAUCCGCGAAUAAAAUGUCAUAGAAUGAACCUUACAUCGGCAAUAUAACAAUUCUUAAUUAUUCAAGUUCCCAUGCCAAAUAGCCAUAACUUUAGUGCUGCAAUUAUGCUGACAAAAAGUAAAGGGGCAAGUUAUGUCGUUUCCGCGUACCUUUUUUUUCGAGGCUUAUAAAUAAGGAAGCGUUUUCUUCCGCAUUGUAGUGUUUAUGCCCAGAGACAAGAUGUUCGCAUUGACUUCAUUAAUUGAGCAAUUAAUUCGUGUUUUGUUGUAAAACUGUAGCCUACAGUAUGAAUUGAAGACUGUCAAGGCAUUCCUAAGAACAAUGUGAUAUCACCGAGUCCAGAAAUAAUAGCCCUCGCCGGACGAAUUCAUCCUUUACAACUUCCACAACAACGUCGAUGUUUUCUAUUAGUUUUCCAUACUGACUCAGCCAAGGUGUACUGAACUGAGGGAUUUUAAAAUGGCUGAACAAAGUCAGACCAAGGAAGAAGCACAAAUCAGGCAGAUAGAAUUACCUGCUGAGAUUGAGACCUGGACUAAAGACCAUGUCAAACAGUGGAUUCUCAAAGAGAAUCUUGCGGACACUGCCGAUGCUGAGAUCCUGCAUGGACAGGACGUUACUGGGGCCAGCCUCCUCUUGCUUGACAAGUCAGACCUCCGAGAAUUAGGCAUCAAGUUGGGACCAGCAAAACUCAUCCUUAGCAAGAGGGAUGAACUUGUGCAACUUAAAGAGGGUCAAGUUGGCAGUCAAGGCGGUCAGUCCCACAGACUCUGCAAGCCCUACCCUUUUCACAGGUACCACGAUGCCUGCCGAUACAAAUCGAACAGCAUCCUGGAUGUGACCGAGUCAGGUGCGUCGGAUUUUAUUGAACCCUGCCACGAAUUCAAAGCAUUCAUCCACACAGACAAAGCCAGCGCUGAGGACAAAAUGAAGAAGUUUACCGAUGAGGUCAUCCGCUUCGCGGCAGCCUGCAUGAACAGCCGCACCAACGGCACCAUUCAUUUUGGUGUGGGCGACUUACCAGAUUUCACUCAUGGGCAGAUUCUGGGAGUUGUUGUUCAGGACAAAGAAGCUUUUGUGAAUGGAUUACACCGGGCUGUAGAUGGUCAUUUUGAACACAAACAUAUUGAUGUUGCAAAGAAAUGCAUUAAGCCCCCUCGAUUUGUUCAGGUUCUCAACCCGGAUAUGACAUCCUCUGAAAAUUAUGUGAUCGAGGUGGACGUAGUGCCAGCGUAUCAGGUCUGUCAAGAGGACGUCUAUCACGUCUACAGUGUCAACAAGAGAAAGGGGAGAAAAAAAGGCCAAGGCCAAGAAAAGGACAAGGACAAAGAAGAAGAAGAAGAAGAGCGCAAGUUAUUCUUCAUUCGUGAUGGUACCAGCAGCCGAGAUCUCCUGGCUCACAACAGUCAGAAGAAGGAAUACACUAAAUUCACUGAGGACAUCAAGCUGCUGUCACAGUUGAGAAGAGAAGCAGAGAACAAACGUUUGACUGCUGUGAAAGGAAGUGUCCAGGGAUCCAGGCUCAGUGAAAUGCUAACAGGUGGAUCUCAGUCUUUGGAUAAAUCCCACUACGAGCAGUAUUUAUUGAUAACCAACAAAUCACAUGCUAUGCAGUUGGAAUCCCUUGAAUUUCUUUGUGAGAUGAAUCUGACUGCUGUCUUGGAUUUAGACCCAGAGUCUCAAGAAAAUGGACUGUGUAAGUACUUUGAAGAGCGCCGGAAGAUAAAUACCCAUUUUCCAAAGAAUUAUAAGAUUACAGAGGCAGUCGAGAACAUAGCAGAAAAACUUAAACUUACCAAGCAUACCAGUUGGGUGUUCUGCAAUGGGCAUACCAAAAAAGAGAAACCUUCAGACGCAGAUCAAUGGUCAACUGAAAAAGGAGCUUCUGUACGAAGUGUUGUUUCUUUCCUGUGUCGCAAAGAUGUACUUCCUCAGAAAAGGUUCCUGGUUGUCUUCUUGUUGUUAUCCAGUGUGAACGACAGAAUGGACCCUCUGCUUGAGAUCUUCAGUAUGUUUCGGCAAGAGCUUCAAGGCACUGAACAGAUCCUGUGCAUCUGUGAGAACGAGGGAGCUUUCACUUGCUGGAAUGACCUAAUUGAGGCACUCCAUAGUCAAGACAUCUCAGCAAGGUCUAUCUAUGAGCUCAGCCUCGCUGAGGUUAAUGGAACUGUGCUGAGCUUGUGGUCAGACAAUCGCAGGUCGAGCCGCUUCUUGCCAAGUGGGGGAACCUGCAAGGUCCACCUGAGAAAAAAGAUGGAGGAAAGCUUAGACACCCUCAGCAUUCUCUGUGUCAACCAGUGUGAAGGAGGCACUGAAGAGAAGAAGUCCCUGGAGGAAAGCUUCUACAGAGGAGAGAAGGUGUCCUGGUGGAACUUCUAUUUUGCUGAGCAGCCGGAAUCCAUGCCAUUUAUCAAGAGAGACAAGUAUGGCUUCAUUAAGGACACCAUUAUUCCAGAACUGUGUUCUUUGAGGCAAGCCUGUGUGUCCUUCAACUUACUGCAUGUCCCAGGUUGUGGGGGCACCACACUUGCAAAGCAUAUCUUGUGGUCACUAAAGAACACAUUUCGCUGUGCUGUUCUGAGGGACACGGCAGAAGACUUCGCUGAAAUUGCCAGGCAGGUGGUUCAGCUACUGCUUUAUGAGGCAGCAGAAUGCUCCAGAAAGUUACCUGUGCUGCUGAUGAUAGAUGACUUUGAAGAAUUGGAUGCAGUAUAUCGUCUGCAGCAGCGCAUUGAUGAAGAGUUUGUUAAGAAGGACCUUGGUUCAAGUGGCCCACAAGUCAUACUGCUCAAUUGCAUGAGAACAGAAUCCAUGGAACAGACUGAAGCAACAAAGGACACUGUUUUCAUUGGGAAUAACCUUUCAGAGUCAGAGCAGGAACAGUUCCAGAAGAAGCUGAAGGAAAUUGAGAAGACGCACAAGAAUGCAGACACAUUCUAUGGUUUCAUGAUCAUGAAGAAAAACUUCUCAAGAGAAUACAUUGAGGGCAUUGCUCGAAAUACACUCAAGAACUUCAACUUUGAAAGCAAACCUGCUCAGAUUUUUGCUGCGCUAGUGUUGCUGAAUGUUUACUGCAAGGGAGCAGUACUCUCAGUUUCUCUCUGCGAAGAGCUUCUGGGAAUGCAGACAGAGCCAUGUUGUGCCUACCAAAAAGUCGAGGAUAGGUUUGGGAAGUUCUCUACACUCCUGACCCGUUGCACUGUGGAAGCUAAGGUGGUCUAUAAGGCACUUAGGACCAUUCAUCCCUGUGUGGCAGAGUGCUGUUUACAGCAAGUUGUGACCACCUACAGUGUUUCAAGAGCUGAGAUUUUGAACAUGCUGUUGACUGACAGUACGUUUUACGAGUGCACACAGGGGAGAGAUAAACUCAUGUGGGAUGUGCGCAACAUGUUGGUGAAGCGGUAUCGCUUGGAGGAGGAAAGUCGGUUCUCUCCUGUAAUCUACGCCAUUGCCAAGGACACACCAGGGGCUGAGGAAAUGGUCUUGAACAAUGCAGCAAAGCGCUUUGAGAAAGAUGCGAUCGUCUCUCAGCUUCUUGCCAGGUACCACUACCUGAAAAAGAAGGAUUUCAUGCUAGCAAAAGAGUGGGCUAGGAGAGCCAAAGAGAUUUCCCCAAAAAGCUCCUACAUGUCUGACACAUGUGCACAAGUCAUUAAGCAUGAGCUGAAGCAUGCCAUUGUGGGUAGCAAAGAAGACAAAGAUCCUAUGACACCACAAAAACUCAGGGAUUGUCUUAAAAUUGCAAGAUCUGCACAAGAUGCCUUCAGAGAAACCCAAAAUAUCGCCAAGAGGGAGAUUGCACUCAGAGCCAAAGUGUGGAGAGAUAACACCCCUUACAAUAUAGCUGGUUACCUUGGAGAAAUCAACGUUGCUGUGAUCAUCUUGGACAUUUUGGAAAAGGUCCCUGUUUUUUCUUCAUCUAAUGCUGCACAACACAGUAUCAUGGAACGGGUCCUGUCUGGAAAAAUAAAAAUCCAGGAUGUUGGCAGGAAUGACAAGAAGCAAAAACAUGCAGAGUAUUAUCAGGUGCUUGAAGAGUUUGGUGAACUUAUUUGUAACCUUAAGAGCACAAUGAAAAAUCUCUUCAAUUUCCUGGAUGCCUUCUUUGUUGACCUGGGGCCACGAUACUCCCAGAGAGACAAACAAAAGGAAAGAACCGCGGAAGAGCUUUCUAAAUGUUUCCGUCGCUACGUUGAACUUUUCUGCAAUUCAGAUGCCACUGAAUUUCAGAUGAGCAAGAACCUGAACACCAUGGCAAAGAUUCAUGAGGGUUGGAAAUUUCUGGAGUUGCACAAAGCUGACACUCAUUUUGGGCUCCUUGACAGCCUCUCAAACAAGACCUCCGGUGGAACAAUGGAGGACAUUGUGAGGACGUAUGAAUUCAAUCAGAAAACAUCUCAGAUGGGCAGGACAGUGAAGACCAAAGUGAAUUACAUCUAUGCUAACAUUGUACUUGCAGCCAUCAAACCAGCAUCUAAAUGCAUAUUGCCAUACACAGAACUCCUGAAUUUACUGUGUGAGGUUCUUAGAGAUUACAUCCCACACGAGGACAGCAGGGCUUUGCACUUCAUUGCAGUCGCUCUUUUGUGGCCAGGGUCAAAUCCGCUUGCAGUAGCUGAAAGGUUUUUGCCAGUAAUAAGAAGUUAUGUCUCUCAGCUGAGGACCUCAUUCUGGCAAGAGAUGGGAUCUGUUUGGCAUGCCAAGAAACCUGUGGUCCAUUUCUACUUGGGAAAGAGGCAUGGCUACGGUCGUCUGGUCAGCCGUGCAGAUGUAGAGAAGUUUGCUGGCGCACAGUCUGGUUGCCUGGGGGAAAGUGAAACAUGGAAGCAUGGGAAAAUCCAGGACCUUCUCUUCAGAGCAUACGGCAUGGUGCAGAGACAGAAGAUUUUUGCGGACACACCGAACCCAGAUGUAAAAAUUGAGGUCAAUCCAGUGUACAAAAGCCAGUUGUGUGGAGGGGAACACAGGAGGGUGUCCUUCUUCAUUGGCUUCUCUAUGCACGGCCCACUAGCAUUCGACAUAAAGUUUCUCUAAACCGUCAGGUUUAUUACCCAACCGAAUGAAACUAGCCAGCCUUAACCAGCCUGAAUCACAAGACCACGAAAGAAAGGUUUGGAAUCUUCUGAGUCACUCCUCCUGAAAGACUUCCCAUCGCUAUUGCGGAGAGUUCGUGGCACCUUUUGAUAUUUUGAUGUUGCCACUUGAUAUGUUUAUUCAUUUUCAUGACCGCACUGAAAUGUUUUCUGUCACUGCACUGAAUACGAGGUGACUAGCUGUCCCCAUCUCUGCAUGGCUGCUUAUCACCGGAUCGCUGUCUCUGGAUUUCCUUAAUGAUAAUGUUAUAUGAUUAUAUGAAUGGCUUUACAAAGAUGGGUUAUCCGACUUGUGGUAUUUGCUUUUAUGACUAUACAAAUUGUUUUUUGUUUGGCUAAUAUAGCACUUCUGUGUUUUGAUGUUGUAACACUUUUGUAUUCUUGAGACUAACACUGAUGUUCUCUAGUACUCUAGUUAGUAGUUUCAUGUAACCGCAUCUGCUAAGUGACUUUAAUGUAAUGCAUACCGUGGUGUUUUUAUGGUUUUAAGUUUUUGAUGUUACAGCUUGUUACAUACGUACACUACAUGGCCAAAAUUAUGCGACACCUGACAUACAACAUCUCAUUCAAAAUUAUGGGCAUUAAUAUGGUGUCGGUCCACCCUUUGUUGCUGUAACAACCUCCACUCUUCUCGGAAGGCUUUAUACUGGACAUUGGAGCACUGCUGCAGGGAUUUGCCUCCAUGCAGCCAGAAGAGCAUUAGUGGGCACUGAUGUGUUGGAUGGGGUUGAGGUCAGGGCUUUGUGUAAGCCAGUCAAGUUUUUCCACAUUGUGCACAACAGAAUAAUUUCUGUCUGGACCUUGCAUUGUCAGGCUGAGACUAGAAAAAAAAAAAAGAAUUGUCUAAAAUGUGACUGGUAGCGUUAAGAUUUUUCCUUCACUGGAACUAUGGGGCCUAGCCCAAAACAUGGAAAACAGCCCCAGACAAGUGGUGUCCAGAUACUUUUGGUCAUGUAGUGUAUAUAAUGUGUAUGUAUGCCAGAUGUGUAUUUUGCCUCUUUGUUAGCACUGCUAACUUAAUUAGUGCUUUAGUGCCAUCGCAGGCACACUCCGUAGUCUAGCGUAGGUUUUUUUUUUUUGUCUGGGUCUGGAUUUAUUGCUCUUAUAUGAGAUGAAUGCACUGAAUGUUCUCUUAUACUUCUUAUUCGAUUCAUUUUUUUAUUUUUUUUGCUGAAAUAUACAUUCAUUUAACAGUAAUAUAUAAUUCUGUAAGCUUUGUGCUGCACACUUUGCAGAUUUCACUGUCUGUUAAAAUCGAAUUAUGUGUAAUUAAGUUACUAAAUGCAUUAUGUGUAAUUAAGUUACUGAAUAUUUGUUACUACGCUGGUGUCCAUGAGGACAAAAAACAGUAAACACUCAGUCCUGUACAGAAAAGGCAGGCUGAAUUGUAAUCAUGUUUUAUAUUGUUGGAAAAGUGAUGUCAUGGGGAACAAGUUGGUGUCUUUAAUGGUAGGGUGCGGAGUAAAGAUCUUGAUAUUUAUGGGUCCGCGCCCAGCCAUAUACAAAGGUUACCCAGGUAUGAUAUGCUUACAGAGGUAGUGCAAGCAGGAUCAUUUAUCUAUACUGUUGUGUCAUGAUCGUGCCUUUAUCUGAUGACCUGGUGUUUUGCUUUGGUCUUUUUGUAUAUACAGUAAGCAGAGAAGUGCAAUGGUUUGGAGAGACUCGUCAACAUGGUCUCCUGGGUGUAUUAGCCAUGUAUAAGUUUAGCCAUUUCACCACUCACAUUUAUUACCGUUAUAUAUUGUCACUAUUACUAGAGGCACUGAACAAUAAACUGCAUUAAUUUUAACCUGA